Messenger RNA from Lolium perenne, 2360 nucleotides. RefSeq names its product wall-associated receptor kinase 1-like. Gene Ontology annotation, molecular function: calcium ion binding; polysaccharide binding; protein serine/threonine kinase activity. Lineage: Eukaryota; Viridiplantae; Streptophyta; Magnoliopsida; Poales; Poaceae. The record is from RefSeq and is a predicted model, not a curated record. Gene Ontology annotation, cellular component: plasma membrane. Gene Ontology annotation, biological process: protein phosphorylation; cell surface receptor signaling pathway.
UAUUUGGCACUCCUGCAUCGCUAGGCAGUUGUCGCUAGGUAGCUAGUUCCACCAUACCCGACAGAGCUAGGUAGAGCACCAUGACCACGCCCAGCACGCGAUUCCAUUCCCACAAGCUGCUGGUACUUGUGCUAACCCUAGUAGUCAUCCUUGCCGCCACGGCUCAAGAGCAGCAGCCGACAAUGCCACGCCCGGAUUGCCCCGACAAGUGCGGCAACAUGGACAUCCCCUUCCCGUUCGGCAUCGGCCACGGCUGCUUCCGGGACGGCUUCGAGGUGUUGUGCAACAACUCUCGCACCUUCCUUCCUGACACGGGAAGAACAGCAACAUGGGAGACUGGCAGAGGCCUUUAUUUGCCGCUCGAGCUGGAGAGCAUAUCUGUGGCCACGGGCGGGGUUCGUGCGUACACGCCGAUCUCAUACAUGUGCGCCACAAGUGCCACCGCCACUUCCGUCGCGGAUCAGAAUAUGUAUUUGGAGACAUCUCCGUUCGUCUUGUCGUCCACGGGGAAUGUUUUCAUAGGCCUUGGCCUGAGCGCCGAACAAAGUCUGUUUUUCACUUCUACUCCUGAGAGCUCGUUCCGUUGCCAUACAUAUGAUGUCCGCGAAUUGAACACCAGCGACGGGGUGUGCACGAGGGACUGCUGCGAGACCCCCGUUCUCAGCUUCGCCACGAUUAUAGGCUGGUCUACCAAAUUUAAUGAUCCUACAGGUUUGUGGCCAUCCCACCCGUGCACCUACGCCAUGCUGGUAGCGAAGUCAUGGUACAACUACACUAUGCCGGACCUUGACGGCAUUAAUACGCUACUCAACAAGUUCACCCAGGGCGUCCCCGCAGUGCUCGAUUUCGCCGCGGGGGAGACUUGGUGUCCGGUGGAAGGACAGCCACGGCCUCCGGGCUUCGCCUGCAUCCAUGGCAACAGCUCUUGUGUCAACUCAACCCGCCGUACUCCUGGCUACAUCUGCAAGUGCCUCGAUUAUUACGUUGGCAAUCCUUACAUCCCCAACGGAUGCCAAGACAUUGACGAAUGCCAAGGGAAUCCCUGCUCAAAUGGCGGGAUCUGCAAAAACAGGCUGGGAGGCUUUGACUGUCCAUGCAAAUCCGGAAUGAAAGACGACGGCAAAGGAGGGCCCUGCACAGAGUCAUUCCCUCUAGCUGCAAAGGGGGCCGUAGGUGCAAUAGGUGGUGUUCUUCUCCUGGUGAUUCUAUCGUUUAUUAUUAUCCUUCACAAACAAAAAAGGAAGAUGAAGGAAUUGUACAAAAAGAACGGCGGCCCUACAUUAGAGAAGGCAAACGUCAUUAAGCUGUUCAAAAAGGGGGACCUCAAGCCUAUUCUAAAGAACAGCAACUUGAUUGGAAAAGGUUGCUUUGGUGAAGUUUACAAGGGCCUUCUUGACAAUAAACUAGUUGCAAUAAAGAAGCCAAUUAAUGGUAGUGUGCUAGAGAGUGAUCAGUUUGCCAAUGAAGUCAUCAUCCAAUCUCAAGUCAUCCACAAAAACAUUGUUAGGCUUAUUGGUUGCUGCCUUGAAGUUGACGCGCCUAUGCUGGUCUACGAGUUCAUCUCCCAAGGUAGCGUACAUGACAUUCUUCACAACAACAGCAAUAACAAGGUGUUCCUCAACUUGGAUGCACGUGUAAGUAUCGCUGCACAGUCUGCGGAUGGUCUAGCUUAUAUGCAUUCAAAAGCAAAUAUUAGAAUUCUGCAUGGUGAUGUCAAACCAGCAAAUAUACUCUUAGAUGACAACUUUGUAGCCAAGAUUUCAGACUUCGGCAUAUCUAGGUUGAUUGCUAGAGAAAAGGAACACACUGGAUCAAUCAUCGGUGACAUGAAUUAUAUGGAUCCGGUAUAUCUACAAGAAGGCAUACUCACCGAAAAAAGUGAUGUUUACAGUUUUGGAAUUGUUAUCCUGGAACUUAUUAGCACCAGGAGGGCCAUACAUUCUGAGAAUAAUAACUUGGUAAAGAGCUUUCUUGAAGCCCAUAAGAAACAGAAAAAAACAACCGAGCUUUUCGACAAGGAAAUUGCAAUGGCUGAAGAUUUGGAGCAUCUUGAUAUUCUAGUAGUUAUGGCCAUGGAAUGCCUUAACCUUGAUGUAGACCAGCGACCAACGAUGAUGGAGAUAGCUGAGAGGCUACUCAUACUGAGUCGAUCUCGUAAGGUGUAAGAUAUUUCUCAAUUAAUUAUUUUCACAAAAUUUGAUAAAAUAAUGGCAGUAGAGGCCUUGUUUGGUCAGGAGGAAAUGUGUAAGAGUGUGUUCUAGGGUGGCCGAAUGUUUGUACACUGCAUUUGUAAUGUUUGGAAACACUAUAGUUUUACUAGAUCUGUAACUGUGUUACAAAUAAUACAUAUAUACUGCUUU